UGCUAUGACCAUAGGCUAGUCAUACAUAACACGUCUACGUCCCAGCAGUGGUACCAAUACUGUAUUAUCUAACAUUCUUAGGACUUGCCCCUCCAUUGAUGUAAACGUUUGGUAACUCGCCCCUAUUUGAUACCUAGUAGUACUCUCUAGCCUCCAUUAUACAUACCCCCCAUCGAUACACUAUUUUCCCUCCAUCACACCGGCUGCAUCGGAUGCUGAGGGGGAGGUUAUACACUUACGAGAGGUACUUGAGGAGCCAGAUCGUAAAUAGAAAUAGUACUGGGACAGUGCUAGUAUAAAACGCACGCUACUCAUCGCUUGUUGUUAAACGCGAGAGAAAAAACGUGUAUAUCUGCGCUGUCUUGUAUGGAUUAACUAUUUACUUUUAAAUGGUAAAUAUUCUACAUUAUCACAUAUAAGUACUACUGAACCCCUUCAGCGUCAACAUGCCAUCAGAGGAGAGUGAAACCAAAAGAUCAGAGGGAUGUUGGUGGAAACGCAGGACUCUCCUCGAAAAGAUCCUACUGGUGUUACUCCUAAUAAUAUUUCUCUUCCUACUGGUUCUUAUAAUUCUGCUUGCCCUAGGAAUAUUCUCCUUCAAACCACAGGAAGAUGAUGUAUGUACCAGUUAUGGAUGCGUGCAGGCAGCCGCGUCAGUGUAUAACAAUAUAGACUUCAGUGUAGACCCCUGUGACAACUUCUACAACUAUGCCUGCGGUAACUGGAGGAAAACACACGUGAUCCCAGAACAUCGAACUUAUCUGGCGAGGUUCAGUGUUCUCAGGGAAGAAGUUCAGGUCACCCUUAAAUAUUUACUUGAAGGAGAAUCACUGCCGGGCGAGCCCAAGGCAGUACAGUAUGCUAGGAAAAUGUACAAGUCCUGUAUCAAUAUAACAAACAUUGAGGAAAGAAACCUAUCAGCAGCCAUAGAUCUGCUGGACUCAUUCGGUGGAUGGCCAGCACUUGACGAUAGGCCGGGAGGAUACUGGAAUGAAGAUUCCUUCGACCUAAGUCUCCUAUUGAGCAAGUUGAUGUUGUAUUACAAUAACCCGCUAAUAGGGUUCUACGUAUCCGUGGACUCGAAAAACUCCAGCGCCCGAAUGAUAUUUGCAGACCAGCCAGGUUUGAACAUGCCAGGGCGUAGCUUCUUUCUCAAGGGACGUAAUGACGAGAAGUUGUUGGCUUAUGAGAAUCUAGUCAAAUCGGUGCUGCUUGACUUUGGUGCUGAUCCUGUUACUGUUGACGAAGACGUCAACGAUCAGAUCGAGUUUGAAAUCGCACUAGCUAAUAUAACAAUACCAUCUAACUGGCGACGGAAUAGUGAGGAUUUAUACAACAAAUAUACAGUUGGUGAACUCGCCACCACUUUUCCUGAACCGACCAAAUUUAAGUUUGUAUGGAAAGAAUAUAUUAACAACGUAUUUGGCAUGGAGAACAUCAAUAUGCAUAUCCAGGACGACGAGCCCAUUAUCGUUGAAGAACCAAGAUACUUUGACAAGCUCUUUGUAACUCUUGAACAGUUUUCAAAAAGGACUGUUGCUAAUUAUGUAAUAUGGAGUAUCAUGCAAAACAGAAUUGUGAACUUGCCGUCCAGAUUUGAUAAUAUGAUGACAGAAUACAACAAGGUGCUAACCGGACGAGUGGGCAGUGGUCCACGUUGGCAGAAGUGUACCUCUUACGUCAACAAUAACUUUGGUACUGCUGUUGGGCGGCUGUAUGUCGAAGAGAAAUUUGACGAGGAAGCUAAAAGUGACAUGAAUCUGAUGAUCGACGGUAUACAGAAAGCCUAUGGGGAGUUACUAGAGGAGCUAACCUGGAUGGAUGAUUACACAAAGACUUUAGCAAAGGAAAAGGCCAAUUAUAUGCAGAGGAAAAUUGGAUACGAUGAUUUCGUUUUAAACGAUACAGUACUUGAUGCUGGAUAUCAAAAUUAUUCCAUGACUGAAGACAAUUACUUUGAAAAUAUCCUCAAGUUACUGAACCUAUGGGUAUCCGGUGAUUUCAAAAAGCUUCGACAGCCUGUCAAUAAAGAUAUAUGGACAAGUGCACCCGCCACUGUCAAUGCAUACUACAGUUCACCAUACAACAGGAUCAUGUUUCCGGCGGGUAUCCUUCAACCUCCUUACUACCAUAGAGAUCAGCCCAGAUCGUUGAACUACGGAGGUAUAGGCAGUUUGAUUGGUCACGAGAUCACCCAUGGAUUUGACAAUCGAGGCCGUCAGUACGACAAGUUUGGAAAUCUCAACCAAUGGUGGGGAGACGAAGUCAUCGAAAAGUUCAUCAAUAACUCAGAAUGCUUUAUAAAACAGUAUGACAAAUACUCGUAUCCCGAGGCAGGCGGUAAAUUGAUGAACGGGUACCAGACGUUGGGUGAAAACAUAGCCGACAAUGGGGGAUUGAAGCAAGCGUUCAGGGGAUAUAGGGCGUGGGUAGCCUCAAUGGGCAAAGAAGAACCUUCACUUCCCAGCUUAAACCUUACACACAGCCAACUGUUCUUUGUCAACUUUGCACAGAUUCGAUGCAGUAAUCAUCGAAAAGCCGAUGCUAUUCAUCACAUCCUCACCGGCCAACACAGUCCUCCAAGGUUCAGAGUUAUCGGAACACUCCAGAAUAUGAAGGAAUUUGCAGACACCUACAAUUGUCCUAAGGGAAGCUACAUGAAUCCUGAACACAAAUGUCGGCUAUGGUAGAUACUUUAGUUAUGACAAACUUUUAUGUCGGCAAUGGUAGAAGAUAUUGUUGCUUUGGUAGAUGUUUUCUUGACAAUGGUUAAUGUUAUUAUUGGUUUUGGUUAAUGUCAGUAUUGGCUAUGGUUAAUGUCAGUAUUGGCUAUGGUUA
Messenger RNA from Mizuhopecten yessoensis (Yesso scallop), 2838 nucleotides. Its product is annotated as neprilysin-like. The transcript is spliced from 22 exons. Gene Ontology annotation, biological process: protein processing. NCBI's taxonomy places the organism in Eukaryota, Metazoa, Mollusca, Bivalvia, Pectinida, Pectinidae. Bases 447 to 2690 code for a protein of 747 amino acids. Gene Ontology annotation, molecular function: metalloendopeptidase activity. Gene Ontology annotation, cellular component: plasma membrane. The record is from RefSeq and is a predicted model, not a curated record.